Molecule: messenger RNA, 2129 nt
Organism: Sceloporus undulatus (fence lizard)
Lineage: Eukaryota; Metazoa; Chordata; Lepidosauria; Squamata; Phrynosomatidae
Gene: CDC45
Product: cell division cycle 45
Exons: 18
Coding region: 86-1783 (565 amino acids)
Biological process (GO): mitotic DNA replication preinitiation complex assembly; DNA replication initiation; double-strand break repair via break-induced replication
Cellular component (GO): DNA replication preinitiation complex
Molecular function (GO): chromatin binding; single-stranded DNA binding; DNA replication origin binding
Source: RefSeq, a predicted model, not a curated record
GGAGGAUUUGGCGCCAGUCUUUGAGCGGGGAUGAGAGAUUAGGGCCCGGGGUCUUUCCGCCAGCCGCCAUUGCUCCUCUCCCGCCAUGUUCCUGACAGACUUUCGCAAAGACUUCUACGAAGUGGUGCUCAGCCAGCGUGUGCUGCUCCUUGUUGCUGCAGAUGUUGAUGCCUUGUGCGCAUGUAAAAUACUCCAAGCUCUAUUCCACUGUGAUCAUGUGCAGUACACACUUGUCCCAGUCUCUGGAUGGCAAGAACUUGAAACAGCAUUUCUUGAACACAAAGAUCAGUUCCAGUAUUUCGUCCUGAUAAAUUGUGGUGCCAACAUUGACCUGCUAGAUGUUCUUCAGCCCGAGGAAGACGCCAUAUUCUUCGUUUGUGACACUCACAGACCUAUCAACGUAGUUAACGUUUACAAUGAGACGCAGAUCAAACUGCUGGUUAAGCAAGAUGAUGACCUUGAAAUUCCAGCUUAUGAUGAUAUCUUCAGGGAUGAGGAAGAGGACCAGGAUUCUGGGAAUGAAAGUGAUGGAUCAGAGCCUUCAGGAAAGCGAAGGCGAUUUGAAGAGGAAAUUGUAGAAAGAACCAUGAAAAGGCGACAAAGAAGGGAAUGGGAGGCACGCAGGCAAGAAAUCCUUUUUGACUAUGAGCAGUAUGAAUACCAUGGAACUUCAUCUGCCAUGAUGCUGUUUGACCUGGCAUGGCUCAUGUCCAAAGAUUUGAAUGAUAUGUUGUGGUGGGCUAUUGUUGGACUAACAGAUCAGUGGGUCCAAGACAAAAUUACUCAAAUGAAGUAUGUAACAGAUAUUGGAACCCUACAGCGUCAUGUAUCCCGGCACAACCAUCGCAAUGGGGAUGAAGAGAACUCUCUUUCCAUUGACUGUAUGAGAAUAGCAUUUGAAUAUGACUUGUGCCUUGCACUCUACCAGCACUGGUCUCUGUAUGAAAGCCUCUGCAAUACUUCUUACACUUCUGCUAGCUUCAAGCUUUGGUCUGUGCAAGGCCAGAAGAAACUGCAGGAAUUCCUGGCUGAUAUGGGAUUACCUUUGAAGCAAGUAAAACAGAAGUUCAAUUCUAUGGACAUUUCCUUGAAAGAGAACCUACGGGAGAUGAUAGAAGAAUCUGCAAAUAAAUUUGGCAUGAAAGAUUUAAGAGUACAAACCUUCAGCAUCCAUUUUGGUUUUAAACAUAAGUUUUUAGCCAGCGAUGUCGUAUAUGCGGUCGCUGCUUUAAUGGAGAAUGUGGAGAAGGAUGAAAGUGCAACCGAUAACUUUAUCAAGGCUUUGGAUAGUCUUUCCAGGAGUAACCUGGACAAGUUGCAUCAAGGGCUGGAGCUCGCGAAAAAGCAACUCUGUGCCAUUCAGCAGACUGUAGCCAGCUGCAUCUGUACAAAUCUUGUAAUCAAUCAGGGACCUUUUCUUUACUGCUACCUCAUGGAGGGCACCCCGGACGUGAAAUUGUUCUCUAGGCCAGUGUCCUUACGUCUCCUUAGUAAAUACUUACUGAGGUCCUUUAUUUGUUCUACAAAAAACAAGCGCUGCAAACUUCUGCCAAUGGUUAUGGCAGCACCCAUGGAUCUGGAGCAAGGGACGGUGAUCAUGGUGGGGAUUCCACCUCACACUGAAAGCUCUGACAAAAAGAACUUUUUUGGAAGAGCAUUUGAAAAAGCUGCAGAGAACACUAAUUCUCGGACUUUACACAACCAUUUUGAAAUGUCUAUAAUUGAAUUGAAAAUGGAAGACAGGAGCAAAUUCCUGGAUGCACUUAUCUCUCUUUUGUCCUGAUGGCAAUCUGGUGCUGAAGAUAUGGAUUUUUAAAUUUUUUAUUUUGUUUUGUUUUUUUAUUUUCAACAUUUUAGAACCAGUUAGAAUUUAUUGCGCAUUGUGUACUUGGUUUUCUUAUAUUUAAAAAGUUUUUCUCUCCUCCUUGUAGGGUUGUGAUACCUUUUAAUCUGUGAAUUUUACCUUGUGUAUAUGAAAUGUGUAAAUGUCAGCGGUUGUUUUAUGUCUGCCCUACUUUUGUAUAGAUUUUGUAUAGACCUGUUUUAUAAUUAUGGGAGUUGCAGCCAAUCCAAGUUUUGUAACGGAAAAUUUUAAUCAAAUAAAUUUUUUAUUCCAGGAUAGCCCUGUC